AGUAUGCGAUGACUCUCCGCGCGGGCAUAACGCAGCGGGCGGUGUGACCCGCCCUUUUGUUUACAAACUCCUUUGUGUUUCAUACCGCGCAAUGGAAUUUAUAAGUAUCGUUUACGUGCUUUAAGUGCCAGUGUUGGUUGACAAAAUGAGCAGCGACAACUCAGAGUCGCAGGAGACAACUUCCACCUCCUUGGUCGAAGACUCACUGAAUAUAGCUUUCAAAAACAUAAACUACACUGUACGAAAUGGUAUCUUAGCUGGGGGACGCAAGACAAUACUGAAAGAUGUGUCGGGCUCAUUCAACGCAGGAGAAUUGACCGUUAUAAUGGGUCAGUCCGGUGCUGGUAAAAGUUCGCUCAUGGACAUUUUAGCUGGAUACACGAAACCAACAACAGGCAGUUUGUACGUGAACGGGCGGGUUAGAAAUGAAAAGAGCUUUAGACGUAGAAGCUGUUACAUCCUACAGGAUGACAGAGUUCAAGAUGCACUAACGACACGUGAAUCUUUAACUAUCGCCGCCCAGUUGAAGCUCGGCAACCACGUCAACAGCGAGCAGAAGAGGCGAAGGGUUCAAGAAAUAAUAUCGUCUCUUGGUCUUAGCAGAGCACAAAACACGCGAGCAUGCAACCUCUCUGGUGGACAGAAAAAGCGGCUGGCCAUCGGUCUGGAGCUAGUUAGCGACCCAAGUGUCAUGUUCCUCGAUGAACCAACCAGUGGCUUAGACAGUUCGAUGUGCAAGCAGCUGGUGUUUCUCUUCCACCAGCUGGCUCGCCAAGGCCGGACUGUAUUGGUGUCUAUACACCAGCCAUCCGCUGCGUUACUGCAGAUGGUGGACAAACUCUACGUGGUGGUGGCCGGCAACUGUGCUUACACUGGCUCCGUACCUGGUCUGCUGCCUUACUUACAGCAAAUGAAUCUAAUGUGCCCACCGUAUCAUAACCCUGUAGAUUUUCUUAUAGAGAUUUGUAGUGAAAAUGUGGAUUUAUUAGUAACACAUUCACAAAACGGAAAAUGCGAUGAUUGGAGCAAUCAUAUUUCUCAUGAGACUGAUGAUAAUUUUCUAGAAAAAAAUAAUUUAAGAAGUGACCAAGUGUACCUGACUACGUUACCGCCUCCCAAAGAGGAUCCAACUAAUAAAAUACUAUUAAAAUUGAAAAGCACAUACUCCACACCUGUAUGGAAACAGUUCGCUACACUCACAAGAAGAUCUCUGUUGUCGUUAUGGCGCAGCCCCGCUUUCACCCUCAUGAUUACGGGCAUUCACUGCUCCAUGGCACUUUUCAUUGGCUUCCUGUUCUACAACAUCGGUGAAGAUGCAAGCCACGUAAGGGACAGUUACAACAUGUUGUACUUCAGCCUUAUGUUCCUCAUGUUCACGGCCUUCAGUUCCUCUUCAAUUCAUUUUCCUCACCAAAUACCAGUUGUGAGACGGGAGCAUUUCAAUCGCUGGUAUACCACGGGGGCGUACUACACAUCAACAUUGGCUUCCACGUUGCCAACACAGACAGUUUGCACACUCAGCUACGCGUUCAUAGUGUACUUCCUUACCGGUCUACCACCUGAUAUUGUGCGCUUCACCACAUUCUGUUGGACUUUAAUGUUGGUGUCGUACGUUGCUCUCUGCAUCGGUCUACUCAAUGGCUCCAUUUUUACUGUUAAGAACGGCGUCGUAUUUGGCCCUUUCUUCAUAAUGCCAUUCACAAUCUUCUCAGGAUUCUUCUUGCGGUACAGCGACGCGCCAGUCUUCUUCCGUUGGAUGUUCCACAUAUCAUUCUUGAAGCACGGUCUCGUCGGCCUCGUGGUCGCAAUAUUCGGCAUGGACAGACCGAAAAUGCCGUGUUCAGACCUAUAUUGUCACUAUACUUACCCUCGGACAUUCUUAGUUGACGUAGAAAUGUCACAGGAGAAUUAUUCUCUGGUUGUCGGCGCUCUUUUCGGAAUUGGACUAAUCGUAACUAUUUGUUCGUAUAUCAUUCUAAAAAUUAGACUAAAGAAUAAAUGGUGAAUAUUUUCACUUCAAAUUUGGAUUUAAUAAGGUAUUUUAUAACUGCGAAAAUGUCUGAAUACAGAUACCUUGAAGGCAUUAUUUGUCGGCACCGUCACAAAUACCAUUUUCUGUGAACGCUGUCAAGCUAAGAUGACACCUUAAAAAUAAGACAUCGACCAACUUUCUAACUUUAAUCAUACCAAAUAAUUGUUUAUAUUUCAAUAAACAUCAAAAUUUAUAUUUAUCAUAAUUUAAAUCAGUUUAAUUUUAUUUGGUGUUAGGUAAAGGUAUAAAGAGAUAGACAUAGCGUCUAAAUACAAUAAGUACUGUGUACUUAAACUGUGAUGUAGAUCAAUUUUGUUUUAGUUUAUAAAUGCAUAUUAUAAAAAUAAGUUAAAUAUCAAUGUAGUAACAUUAUGUUCUUUAUAAUAAUUUUUAAUUUUAUUUUGUACAAAAUACGAAUAAAGGAGGUUAUUCACACAAUUAAUAGUAUUUUUAUAGAACAAAAUUUUUAAUGAAAUAAAUAAUUCCAUUUUAUAAUGUACAUAAUUGACUUUUACGAAGUCAAUCCGUGAACGGAUCGGAAAACGUUAUUUUUAUAAUUUUACAUAAAACUGACUUCAUUCAGUAAAACUUGUUAAUGUAGAUUUAUUAAAGAUAUUUCAAUGUAUA
Diatraea saccharalis (sugarcane borer) is the source of this 2659-nucleotide messenger RNA. The record is from the annotation of a GenBank genome assembly. Lineage: Eukaryota; Metazoa; Arthropoda; Insecta; Lepidoptera; Crambidae.